Messenger RNA from Cryptomeria japonica (Japanese cedar), 1895 nucleotides. RefSeq names its product UDP-glycosyltransferase 86A1-like. The record is from RefSeq and is a predicted model, not a curated record. Bases 382 to 921 code for a protein of 179 amino acids. The transcript is spliced from 2 exons. NCBI's taxonomy places the organism in Eukaryota, Viridiplantae, Streptophyta, Pinopsida, Cupressales, Cupressaceae.
CAUUGCUUUGGGUACUGUUAAUAAACGUGUAUCAGCAUUUUCACCGAUGUUUAUCACCCAAUAAAUAAUAACAAUCUUGGAUUCAAGAACUUUAUGUAGACAAAGCCUAAAAAAAAUGCCAAAUUUUAGCUUCCUCACAUCACAGAUAAAAGCCUAAUCUUUGCACGCCACUUUCUCCCACAUAGAAUUGCCUCGGAAUCGUGCAAAAAUCUCCAUUGCUGUUAUAAGUUAAUUUUACAGCCCGACAACAGACACCCUAAAAAACAAUUGUGUCCACGAGAAAUUUUGUCGAGCAAUUAUUUGAAUAGUUUUCUAUACUCUGUUCAGAUCUCAAAUAUCAAGUUCUGGCUUAGUUGCAGGGCGAAAAAGCAAAGCAAAAUAAUGGCAGCUCAUGCAGUAGUUGUUCCAUAUCCCGGGCGAGGCCAUGUAAAUCUAAUGAUGCAGUUCGCCUUAAAGUUUGCCUCUCAUGGAAUCCCCAUCACAUUUGUGGUGACAAAAUCAUGGCACAAAAUCCUUACCCAGGCGGACCAGAAUCCUUUCAUCCAUGCACCAAACCUCCAGGUCGCCGUCAUACCAGACUGCGUGGUGGGGGAGUCGGAAAGGUGGGCUAACAUGGAAGCCUUUUUUCAGUCGCUGUCAAACAUGGAAGCUCAUAUGGCUCAACUCCUAACAAAUCUUAGUCUCUCCGAAACACCCGCAACAUGUAUUGUCGCCGAUGUAUUUUCUCAAGUGGGUCGUUCCUUUUGCCAAAACACAGGCUCUCCAAUCAGUUUCGCUGUGUCCAAUGUCUGUCACAAGUUUUUCUGUCUUUUAUCAUUUAGACUUGGGGCUUCAAGGGUGGAAGGAUUUUAUUGCCCGGUCCCCUCCGCUACAACCGACGGACCUUCAAGCCGAUUUUAUGCCUCCUUCUCCUCUGGGUAAUGAUGUAGUAUAAUGUUUUGCCAAUGCGAGGACAGCAGAUUGGAUUGUGGCGAAUUCUCUUAACGCCUUGGAUUGCAAAGCAGUGGAGGCACAGCGCCACAAAACACCCGUGCAGUGUGUGGGUCCCUUCAUCAUGGGCUCCUCUUCGCAGCUCGACACACAUUGCAGUGAAUGGCUGGAUUACAAACCGGCGGGUUCGGUCAUCUAUGUUUCCUUCGGCAGCUUCAUAACUGUGGCGAGAGAUCAGAUAAGGGAAAUAGCCGCAGGUCUAAUGAAAAGCGGGUUGCUAUUUUCUGUGGGUGCUUCGUCCAGAUAAAGAGGCGAGCCAUUUCUCGGAGAUGUUGCCCACUGGAUAUUAAGACGAAUGUAAAGGGCAGGGAUUAAUUGCAGCCUGGUUUAUGCAGGCAGAAGUUCUGAAACAUCCUGCAGUGGGAGGGUUUUUAAGCCACUGCGUCUCAGCAGGUGUUCCCAUGCUGCGUUUUCCUCUUGCAGUGGAUCAGUUUAUGAAUUGCAGAAUGAUGGUGGAGGAAUGGAAGUUUGGAUUGACGCUGAAAAAGGCAGAGGAUGGGAAUAGGGUUAUAAGAGCCAGAGAAAUAGAGGAAAAGGUCAAAAUGUUGAUUGAAGGGGAGGAGGGUGUGAGAGUACGUAGAGUAGCAGAGGAAGAAGUCAGUAGAGGAGGCCGGUCGGCCAUUAACUUGGAAAUACUGGUGAAUAGUUUAAAACUAAUUUGAUAAGUUGUGUAAUAAUUAUUAAAUGUUUUUGCUUUGACAUGAUAACUUGACAGAGCCGUGAUGGAUUGUUUUGUCUGGAUUUAUAUUUGGAAUAGAACUCUCCCUCUGGCGUGGACUACUUUAUGCAGUUGUAACGUCAUUGACUCGUUGAUGUUUUAGUGUGUGGUAAUAGCAAUAACGACACCAGCUAUUGAUGUAAUCUUGGUUAUUUCCAACUUUAAAUACAAAUUUUUUAAUGAAAAA